Messenger RNA from Crotalus tigris (Tiger rattlesnake), 2402 nucleotides. RefSeq names its product cell surface A33 antigen-like. The coding region runs from base 137 to 1054 and encodes 305 amino acids. The record is from RefSeq and is a predicted model, not a curated record. The transcript has 7 exons. Gene Ontology annotation, cellular component: plasma membrane. Lineage: Eukaryota; Metazoa; Chordata; Lepidosauria; Squamata; Viperidae.
GGAAGUGAAGACACAGUACAAACUACAACUAGGAGGCAAUUACUUCCCAUUUACUUUCAACAUUGGCUAGCACUUUCAUUAACACCUGCAUUCUUGACAAUUUUAAGAAAAGGCUGGGGAAAACAGAGGAGCCACUAUGAAAGGAAACAAGGGGGGUUCUCUCCUUAUUAUCAGUGCAGUGGUAGCAGCUGUUCAAGUCAUUUCAGGAUCAGGAUCUUCAAAGGCAGUGCAAGCGAUAAGAGGAGAGAAUGCCACCCUACCAUGCACCUUCAAAAUUACUUCUACAGAGACACUAGAACAUAUCUCUUGGAAAGGAAGGUCUUUGGGAAACAACAUUACAGGAGAAUUUGCUAGGAAGCUGUCUAAUGGUACUGAAAAAUAUCUAACACCUUACCAAGGUCGUGUAAGAUUCUCUAACAAUUUUAAAAAUGGUGAUGCUAGAAUUACGCUUGAUGAGGUGACCAUGCAAGACAAUGGAACUUAUGAAUGCUUAAUCGAGAUAAAAGAUGUAUUCCCUUCAAGAAGUGUUGACGUAGAACUUUUGGUCCUUGUGCGUCCAUCCAGUCCAGUGUGCAACAUUAUUGGAAACCCAGAAUAUGGUCAAAAUAUUAACCUGACUUGCAAUUCUGUAGAAGGAUCCCCGAAACCUGAAUAUACCUGGGAAAGUUAUGAUAUACAGAAUCAAAGCCGGCCACUUGAAGGAAAAGCCCUAGGAGGAGUGCUAAUGCUGAACAACAUUUCUAUAAACACCACCGGAUACUACAUCUGCCUUUCCCAGAACAUUGUUGGAGAGAACAAAUGCAAUAUCACGGUUAUUAUUCGACCUCCAUCCAUGAACAUUGCUCUUUAUGCUGGGAUCGUUGGUGGGAUCCUUGCUGCUAUCAUUAUCAUAAGUGUUUUGGUUUAUUGUUGUUGCUGUAGGAAAUCAAAGAAUCAGGACUAUGAGGCAACGGAGACAGAAAAUACAUUCCAACCUAAACAUGAGAAUGUUGUAAUCCGGGGACCUUCCAAAGAAGAGAUUCAGGAUGAAGAGGAAGAAAGGCUACAGAUGUGAUUUGUGUUUCAGUUGUCUAGACGCAAACACUUCCAAACCCUUCUUUCCAAAAGAAAGAAAGAGAAAAAAAUGAUUUAUAAUCAAUAUUACUUUUUAUUCAAUAAAUGGGACCUUAUGCAUUGGGAGUAGGAUGAAAAUAGAGAAUGAAUAACCAUGUAAAAGACACAGAAGGAGGAGGAGGAGGAGGAGGAAGAAGAGAAGGAGGCACAAAGCCGAAUAAGAAAAGCUAAAAUAAAAGGUACCUCAAUUGCCAGGAUCCUUCUCAUCUGCUUGCUAGGAAGAAAAGAAAAGAAAACCUUUGGGAAGUGUUAUCUUGUAUCAUGGAUUUUAUGCAAAUUCUAUAUGCAGCAGAUGAGAAUUCUUCAACACUGACAUUUUCUGCUAUAUUUGGAAAACAGAAGCAAAAUUAAAGCCAUCUCAGUUUCUAUGGAAUGCUUUUAGUAUUAUAAGACAAAUAUAUAAAAUCUACGGCCUCAGUUAUGAUUGGUUAGUUAUCUUGCAGCAUCUAUGCACUGAAUACUUGAUAAUCAUUUGGUGGACAGGGUACAGAUCAUAUUAGAGCCAUUAGACUAUGCUUGUUCCCCUGCUAUUCCAGUAAUGACGUAUAUUUGGAAAGAUGUUGAUUUCCCCUGAAUUGUAUAUAUUACUCUUGCUAUAUUUCACUAUUUCACUAUCACAGGUAUCUAUUGACCAAUAUGUGCCUCCUGUCGUGGUUCCGACAGAUAGAGACAAAUAAAGCAGAACUCUGAGGCUUGCAAAUUCCUCAAAGAACAUGUUUAUUGAUACAAAGUAUCAGCACGUCAAAAGUGAAACCAAGUCUGAAUAGACACAUAACAAUCCCUAAUACAAAGUUAAGAAAUCCCACCCCUAAAGCUAUGCAAGCUACUAUGUUCCCCCAUUCAUCUUCUUGGCGGCCUUUUCACGAAAUGUCCAGCCUGCAGUCCUGGGAACAGCCGAUGACCUUCGUUUCCACGGGAGAAAAUCUGUUUAGUCUAGUGAAACACCUGGUAAACCCCCCUUCCUCCGUGCUAUGUGUCAACCAAAAAUGAGUAGGGAAAAUCGCUGCAGCCAUGCUCAUUUUCAAAGUUGACACCUCCAUUGUGCCUCCAACUGCCUCCAUUAUUUUGUUUCUGUGUUUCUAUUUAAAUAGCCAUGCUCUCUUCUAAUGCACAUGCAACCACAAAGCACUUGUUUAGAAAGAAAACUAUAAGUGCCUCUCCUGCUAUUCAGAAAUGUUUAAUUUUCGCUUUUGUCUGCUAGCUUUUUUAUGCUUUCUGCUAGCACUGCACCAGUGCAAUUAUACUGCUAACAAUGAUUUUAUUUAAAAAAUUAAAGAAAAGAAACUUAA